Molecule: messenger RNA, 660 nt
Organism: Lentinula edodes (shiitake mushroom)
Lineage: Eukaryota; Fungi; Basidiomycota; Agaricomycetes; Agaricales; Omphalotaceae
Product: ubiquitin-conjugating enzyme/RWD-like protein
Exons: 4
Coding region: 1-660 (219 amino acids)
Molecular function (GO): protein binding
Source: RefSeq, a predicted model, not a curated record
AUGGACGCCCGUCUUCGUCGUGUAAACAAGGAAAUUGCUGAUUGCAAGAAUGACAGAACCUCUAACAUCUCUUUGGAGCUCAUUGAUAACUCCCCGUUUCAUCUGAGAGGCUCUUUUCCUGGCCCAGAGGAUACACCAUAUCAAGGAGGCCACUUUGAGGUGGAUAUUAUCAUCCCAGACUCAUACCCUUUUCAACCGGUCAAGAUGAAAUUCAUUACCAAGGUCUAUCACCCCAACGUGUCUUCUGCAUCUGGUGCAAUUUGCCUGGAUAUUCUCAAGGAUGCCUGGUCUCCGGUCCUUACACUCAAAUCCACUUUGAUCUCGCUGCAGAGUUUGCUCUGCUCGCCUGAGCCGAAUGAUCCACAAGAUGCAGAAGUGGCAAAACACUAUACCACGAGUAAAGGCAGCUUUGAGGAAACAGCCCGGUACUGGACUCAUAUAUAUGCUGGAGGGCCGGGGGCAAAGGAUCCCAAGGGCUCAAAAAGUAUCAGAGACGAAGUGGCAAUUGCGGGAUUGGAAAAUGCGCAUGUAGACCAGUUUGAAGGUCUCGGAUUCCCAAGGAAUAAAGUGAUCGACGUUCUCAGGAGAUUGAAUUAUCGCGGAGCUAAUGUGGCACAAAUAUCGGAGGACAGAGUCGUCGAAGAAUUGCUCAAGUCAUAG